CAUCAUCAUUGUCACCAUAGUCAUCAUCAUCAUCAUCAUCAUCAUCAUCAUCAUCAUCAUCAUCAUCAACGUCAUCAUUAACACCGAAUGAAUACCAUUUUAACGAAAGGAUAUCAUAGUAUUUGGAGUGACAUCAUUGCUAUACUUUCUUGGUAUGGAGGGUUGAUGCAUGCAGCUGGCGAAUUGAUAGGAACAGAAUGGUACAGCCAUCUCUCUAAGUCGUCUCUUUGAAACAGAAAUUAACUGCGACUUGUGUAGUUAGCAAGUGUCACAAGAAGACUGUUUUCGCCUUAUCAUCUUCCUUUGAAAAACUAUAUUUUGAAUUCAGUCCAUUAAUGUAUGACCAGCGAGUCUUGAGAGAUAGUAUCGGAUAAAAUACGCAUAGCAGAUAUAAUAUGUACAAUUGUGCUAGAGUAUAGAUAAGAAAAGUGACAGCUGCAGAUAAACAGAAUACCGACAUGGAUGGUUUCGUUAUCAGUGUCCACAAAGCAAGACACAUUUCUAAUAAACGAAGUCCAUCGUGUGACGCCGAACCAAGCAGUCAUACUUAAAAAAAAACAAAAAUAUUUACGAGUCAUCAUGAAGUAUAAGAAAUAGAAGCAAAAUAAUCUCAAUGCCAAAGAUAUUAAUAAGAAUAACAGUAAUAAACAAAACGCACAAGAGUAGCAACACAAACUUCAGACACAACGUUUGUUUGAAUAUUACCUUUCACAAGAGAGAGAGAUAAAAAUAGAUCGAUGAUGCCGAGCCACACAUACCAAAUGCAUGUUAGGCAGACUGCAUACUCACAAUCUGCGUCCGGCAACUCUGGCACUUCCCACGUUCAAGGUCGCGCAAUUCAGUGUCCACGAGUCAGUCAGCAACGGCCAGUGAGAACGAAAAGGUUUUGGCGUGGAUCUAAAGAAAAGAUGAGAGUGGCACUUGUACUUUUGCUGGCACUGGCGGGUGCGGCUCUUGGGAAACUGGCUCCCCUCGAGAAACCAUACAAGAUCCUCAUGCUGCUGCCUGUGGGGACGAAGAGCCACAAGAACUUCUUCACGAGCGUUGCUGACGCCUUGGGCGAGCGAGGACACAAGGUGGUGAUGCUGUCCAGUUAUCCGGCGUCCUCCAAGAAUCCCAACGUCACGGAGAUCAACCACGGGCUCAAGGACUUCGAUGUCGAAAACAUGAACUUAUUUGAAGCCCGGAAUGAUCCCACGGGCGGCUUUUCUCUCUUGGAGGAUAUUCUUCCGGCCAUGGCGAAGAAACUUUAUAAAAUCCCGGAAGUGACGGAGCUGUAUGACAAGAGGAAGAUGUACGAUCUCAUUAUUGUGGACCACAUGAUGAAUGAGAUGGUCUACCCGUUCGUGCACGAACUAACGUACAUGACAAUAGCAGCCUUCGGGAUGGACGCGUGCCACAGUGCCGUGCUGGGCAACGUCCAGAACCCGGCCUACGUGUCUGGGAUGCUGGAGGAAUAUCCGAGUCCACUCAGCUUGAAGCACCGGUUCCUGAACCUGAUGCAGCACAUUUUGAUGCCGUUUUACUUGAGGCAUUGGUCUGUUGUACCGAAGAUCCAAAAGGAGAUUUCGGGCAUCUUCCCGGACCUUCCCCCGCUGCUGGACAUCGAGCGUAACCAGAGCCUGACGCUGAUCAACUCGCACUUCUCAAUGGAAGUGGCUGUUCCCUUGCUGCCGUCGCAGGUGGAAGUGGGCGCCAUCCACUGCCGCUCAACGAAGCCUCUUCCCAAGGACCUGGAAUCCUGGAUUUUCGGCGCAGGACCAGAGGGCGUCGUGUACUUCAGCCUGGGAACCGUUGCCCGUGGUACCACAAUGCCUGUUGUGUACCGUAAUAUGUUCGUCGAAGCCUUCAAGAGGCUGAAGCAGAGAGUCAUUUGGAAGUUCGAAGAAAAACUCGAAGGCGUCUCGGACAACGUGCUGAUACAGAAGUGGUUGCCGCAGCAGGAUAUUUUGGGUCAUCCCAACGUGAAAGUGUUCAUCACCCACGGAGGCCUUCUCAGCACCCAAGAAUCCCUAUACCACGCCACGCCCGUCGUCGCUCUGCCCAUCUUUGCGGACCAGCCAAAGAACGCGAUGGCAAUCCAGAAGCACGGUCUUGGCGUCGUCCUGAUGUGGGAGGAACUCUCCGUCGAUCUCAUCGUUAACUCCAUUCAGGAAGUUAUGAAUAAUCCCAAGUACAAAAGGAACGCCGAAGAGGUGAUGAGCGUGGUGCGGGACCAGCCGGAGACGCCGAGGGAGCGCGCCGUGUUCUGGACCGAGUACGUGGUCCGCCACCAGGGAGCGCCCCGCCUGAGGAGCCCGGCGGCGAAGCUCUCGUGGGUCGAGUUCCUCAUGCUCGACGUCCUGCUGGUGAUCCACGUCGCCGUGUACGUCGCCUUCUACGUUCUGUCGCGGAUUAUGAGGGCGGUGAAAGGGAAGCUCUUUCCGCGCAGUGUGAAGAAGAGGAAGAGGGACUGAGGGUUAUGUUAAUGCAUUUUUGUCAGACAUCCAGCUCUCUCUAUAUAUAUGUGUGUGUGUGUGUGUGUGUUUGUGUAUAUAUAUAUAUACAUACAUACACACACACCUAUCGCACAUUAAUUAAAGAAAACACAUACAUACAUACACUUUUUUAAAAGAUUUGCAUUAUAUUUUUGUGCUUCUCGGAAAGCAAAAAGAGAAUAAAACUUUGAUCUCCA
Messenger RNA from Penaeus chinensis, 2674 nucleotides. RefSeq names its product UDP-glycosyltransferase UGT5-like. Gene Ontology annotation, molecular function: UDP-glycosyltransferase activity. The record is from RefSeq and is a predicted model, not a curated record. The transcript is spliced from 8 exons. Bases 738 to 2456 code for a protein of 572 amino acids. NCBI's taxonomy places the organism in Eukaryota, Metazoa, Arthropoda, Malacostraca, Decapoda, Penaeidae.